Messenger RNA from Leptopilina heterotoma, 798 nucleotides. RefSeq lists its product as uncharacterized. The record is from RefSeq and is a predicted model, not a curated record. NCBI's taxonomy places the organism in Eukaryota, Metazoa, Arthropoda, Insecta, Hymenoptera, Figitidae. Bases 207 to 578 code for a protein of 123 amino acids. The transcript is spliced from 6 exons.
AAAUUAUCCUGUGGGUGGCCAAGGUGCGAAUAGUUCUGCAUCACAAUUUCGGACUGUUGCAAAUCAACUGGCAACGCCACAACGAUCGCUCGAAACUUCCCGGGAGAAUAGCUACGAAAGAGAUGAUCAUCAGAUCCCCGGAAUCGUUGGUGGUCGACUAGCUCCUUCUGGUUACGGUGUUUACAGUAGAGGUCACAGUCCGAGGUAUGAUGAACCUUAUCCUGAGGAAGGUCCUCCACAAAGAUAUUCUUCUCAGCAAAACGCAGAUUUGUCUUCCGAGCCACUAUUUUACAAUAGCAGACCAAGACAUUACAAGGAGUAUAGACGAAGGAAGCACACAUGGGAUUAUGAAGACAGUCAAGAAGGUUGGUACAGUGAAGGACAUGACUACUACAGUACGAGAAAUGACGAAUCGAGAAUUUAUAGUGACACUGAAUACUAUCCUAGCACAACUACUAGUUCGUCCUCAAGGAAAAGAGGUCCUUAUAGAAGGCCAUCUUUGGAAAGACAAACCACUUUAUAUGAUGAACAUUCCUAUUAUGAUAGCUACAUUAGUAAUGGGAAAAUCGGAAAAAUGAGUGCCACUUAUCCUGAAUGUCAAACGGACAUCGGAUAUAACAAAUAUUACAACAAUGUUACAGGAUAUGUUUUUGAAAGUGAAAGGUUUGGUCAAGAUGACGAGGACAGACAAUGGGAUAGUGGAGGGCAGUGGCUCCCUGGAUCAAGUACUUAUUAUGAAAAUAAAAGAAAUAGAAAAACACUUCCCCAGCGACCUGCAUCCAGUAUUGGUAUUCACAG